Tripterygium wilfordii is the source of this 687-nucleotide messenger RNA. RefSeq names its product UPF0098 protein CPn_0877/CP_0992/CPj0877/CpB0906. The transcript is spliced from 2 exons. NCBI's taxonomy places the organism in Eukaryota, Viridiplantae, Streptophyta, Magnoliopsida, Celastrales, Celastraceae. Bases 46 to 546 code for a protein of 166 amino acids. The record is from RefSeq and is a predicted model, not a curated record.
UUUGGCUAAUCGAAGAUCAAGAAAUCGAUCCACCUUUUUGUGGCAAUGGCGAGUGAUGAAUUCAGGCUUGUAUCGCCAGCAAUAGACAACCAAGGGAGGCUACCAAGGCAUUUCACAAUGGAAGGUCAAGGAGCAAAAAAAAACAUAUCUCCACCACUAGAGUGGUACAAUCUGCCAGAGGGGACCAAGAGCCUGGCCGUGGUGGUUCAGGACAUUGACGCACCUGACCCAAGUGGUCCGAUCGUGCCAUGGACCCAUUGGGUGGUGGUUAACAUACCACCUACCUUGAAGCGACUCCCUGAGGGGUUUUCCGGUAAAGAAGAAGAGGUGGGUGGUGAUUAUGCUGGGAUCAAGGAGGGCAAUAAUGAUUGGAAGGUCCCCGGGUGGCGCGGACCCAAGCUGCCAUCGCAUGGACACCGGUUCGAGUUCAAGCUCUAUGCUCUGGAUGAUGAAUUGCACCUUGGCAACAAGGUGACAAAGGAGAAGCUGUUGGAGGCAAUUGAAGGUCAUGUGCUGGGGGAAGCGGUCUUAAUGGCCUACUUUUAAAACCUUUGGCUUGUUUAGCGACUUUAGUCCUCUCAAGUGUGACGUCUGUGAAGAACGUUCAACUUUUUUAUUCUCCUAAUUAACAUAAAUAGUGAUGGUUCUUGUAUUUUUGGCUCUUCACUUGACUUCUUCGUAAGUGAG